Scheffersomyces coipomensis is the source of this 1932-nucleotide messenger RNA. RefSeq lists its product as uncharacterized. Lineage: Eukaryota; Fungi; Ascomycota; Pichiomycetes; Serinales; Debaryomycetaceae. The record is from RefSeq and is a predicted model, not a curated record. The transcript has a single exon. Bases 1 to 1932 code for a protein of 643 amino acids. Gene Ontology annotation, molecular function: RNA binding.
AUGUCUGCAUCAAUCUCUUACGCUAACGUUGCUGCUAAGGGUACUUCUGUUACUAGCUCAACUGAUGCUGCUGAAAUUAAAUCAAUUAAUGUGAGUAACGAGUCAUCUAAUGAUAAUUCUGACGCCACUGCUAUUACUUCCACCACUAGCAACUCCGAAUCUGUUCCUGUUGUUUCUACUGAAUCAUCUAUUGAAUCUACUCCUGUUUCUACUUCUGUUUCCACCACUUCAACCACUACUGCUACUUCUACUACUACAUUACCUGUAGCCAAUGAAUCAGUGAAGAAAGAAAAGAAAGUAUUAACUCCUGCACCAGUUCCUUCUAAAUCUGUUUGGGGUAAUCCAUCAGGUCAUCAAUUAAAUGGAUCAAUCACUGCUCCUCCACCUGUGAUAGGUUCAUCAAGUGUGGUUGAUGAACAAAAAUGGCCAACUCCAAAAACUAAUGAAAUUCAAUCUACUAAUAAACCAAAUCAACAAAAAUUUAUUAAACCAAUCACUAAUAAAUGGGUUCCAAUAACUGCUAAAGUUACAUUACCAAGUUCAAGAAACAAUAAUAAUAGUAACAACAGUAAUAAUAGUAAUAAUAACAAUAAUAAUGGUUCAAAUAAUAGUACUGGUUCAAAACAAAAUAGAAAUAAAAAGAAUAGAAAUAAUAAUAAAUCUGGUAAUUCUUCUCAAUCUAGUCAGAAAAAGAGUAGUAAUAAUAGCAAUCAACAAUCUAAUACUGAAUCAUCUAAAAAGGAACAAGAUUCAACAUCAACUGAUGCCAAAUCUGCUCCAGUCAAUGUUGUAAACGCUGAAGCUUCUCCAGUAACGGAAAAUGCUACUGCUGAUGUCACCACUCCUUCUGCCACUGUUGAAGAACCUAUCACUACUGAAACUACUUCUGCUAUUACCACUACAUCAAAGUCAUCAUCUGCUUCUCCAAGUACAACUUCUGUCAUUCCAUCCAUACCCGUUGAAGAUUCCUUGAAUAAUACCAAUACUCAACUGAAUCAAGUGAAUAACCAAUCAAAUCAACAACAACAAAAUCAACAACAAUUCAAUCCUCAAUAUCAAAAAUUCAAUAACAAUAACAACCAUAACAAUAAUGCUGCUAAUCAUCAAAAGAAUUACAGGCGUUUUAACAAUAACAAUGUCAACGGUACUAACAAUGCUCCAGUUGUUCACAACAACAAUAACAACAACAAUCCUAAUGUCAAUGGUAACGCUAACCAAUAUAACAAGAGAUAUAAUAACUAUAAUAACAACAAUCAAAUCUCUCAACAACAACAACAACAACAAGGUCCACCAACUGGGACUCCAGCUCCAAAUGGAUUUUUCCAUCACCAACAAUUCAUUCCAACUCAACCACCAUUCCAACCAUAUAAUAAUAGACAGUUUAGACCUCAUCCAAGAAAUGGUAACAAUGGAGGAUACAAUAACCGUCAACAACAACAUCAACAACAACCACCAAAUGGAGGUGCUUAUCAACGUAAUGGUAGUAUUGGAUUACCUCAUAUUCCUCAACCAAUGGUUGGUUACCCACCUCAUCUUCUUGGUCAAGCUCCAUUACCUCCAAUGGGUAUUCAAAUCCCACCACCAAUUUCUCCAAAACAAGAUCCUCAACAAGCUUUAAUUCAACAAAUUGAUUAUUAUUUCUCUUUAGAAAAUUUAAUCAGAGAUAUCUUUUUAAGAAAAAAUAUGGAUGAUGAAGGAUUUGUUUCAUUAGAUUUAAUAUUAAAUUUCAAGAGAGUUAAGAUUAUAAUUAAUGGAAUUCAAAAUUCUUUAGAAAAUGGUGAAGUUGAAAGUGAUAGCAUAAUAUUAGAUGCCAUUAAGAAAUGUCAUAAUUUAGAAAUUAGAUAUUUGAAUGAUUCAAAUGAUAGUGUUAAAGAUGUUAAAUUAAGAGUUAAAGAAAAUUUUGAACAAUGGUUAUUACCUGUUGAAAACUAG